AUUUUGUGAUCAUGUCAGUGUCAGUGCUUGCCAAAUUAUCAAGAAUUGAAAGCCAAAAUAUUUAUGUCAGUAUCCGAGGAAUUAUCAACAUUAUCAAGAAUUGAAAACCAAAAUAUUUAUGUCAGUAUCCGAGGAAUUAUCAACAUUAUCAAGAAUUGAAAGCCAAAAUAUUUAUAUUAUGUCAGUGUCCGAGGACAAACAUACAUGCGUCACAUUCAUUGUUUACAAUAGAUGUACGCAUGCAUAUAAUUAUAGGUGGAUUAAUGUAUAUAGCCCACCAGGGGGUCUGUUUGUCUCUGCUCUGUAUAUGGCAUCACUACCAUAGCAACCAUAUAUUGCACUGCAUUAUAUGGCACUAAUGCACUGCAGGGAUUAUAAUGCUUUUGGACUUAUGCCCCACUGUCCCACCCAAUAACUCAUUAAUUUGGGUCCCUUUUAUAGGCUACUAUACCCACUACCUUUUUCCAUUAGUUGUGGGAACGAAACCUAAGAAUUUACUCUGGAAUUCAUGUAUUCACUAAAAUUCACUCAAAACACAUGUCUUUUAUUAGGGAAAAAACUUGACCAAUCAGAAGAGUUUGACGAUAUUGGGCAACAACUUAGUUAUUGCAAGUGCCCUCUGCGGCCCUCGGGCAUUAUGUCAUCCAGUGCAAUAUACGGCAUGUUGCACUCGUGCUAGACAAUAACUAAUACAUAAAGCACUACAGCCACGUGGCCCGAGUACCAUAUUUUGUAUGCUCCAUGCAAGCUCUCUGCUGUAAUACUAAUCAUCAGAUCUAGCUUAUAGAGUGCAUGUCUAAUUAGCUUAUACACUGCUAUACAAUUUGCACAGCACUCCACCCGUUGUGAGACAUUCUAUAGAACCACUGCCUACGGGCUCUCUGCUGUAAUACUAAUCAUCAGUGCAUGUCUAAUUAGCACAUACACUAUGACACUACACAAUUUGCACAGCACUCCAGGACCACGGACCACGAUUGUGAGACAUUCUAUAGAACCACUGCAGACAGUUUAGCACUAUACUUCAGGGCUUUAUGUAAGUUAGACGUUGUUGAAAAGAUAAUUAUACAGUAGAACCUCCGUUAACAACCACCUCCGAAUAAAGGCCAGCUGCUAUAUAACGGCCAGGCACCCAGGUCCUAAAUGAACAGUUUGUGUACAAAACAACCUCUCAACAAAGGCCACCUCUGUAUAAAGCUUAAUUAAGGCCAAAACAUUGUUCCCCAAAGGUGUCUGCAUGUUAUAGAGAGGUUCCACUGUAUCUAUACAAUAAUGUGUGGCUUAUAAAACGUUCAGAUUUGUGAGGUUGAUAGAAGUAGCGAGAGUUAGUAUAUAAAUAGCAAUCCAACUGCAUGUACACAUACAUGCAUGGACAUAAUUAUUAUAUCAUACUACAGAAUGAGUUUCAAGCACCAUUUUUUCCUCUUUUUACUUUUGGGAAAUGUGUCUUUCGUGUGGAGCCAAACUCAGAAUGUGACCUUAUCAAGUGUUGGCAACAAAUUUGUAGUCGGUUUUCCCAGAAGUAAUGGUCAUGGAGAAAACCAGUUGUUUGUCGCAAACACUGGGUCGAUUAAUGUUAGUUUCACAGUCACACCAAUUAAUGUUAGUGGGAGCGUUUCAACUUCUUCAACUACAGUAGUAAACAUUCCAUCUAUUUUUGAGGUUUCUUCUAUCAAUGAAAGGAAUAAGGGAAUCCUUGUUGAAGCUGAUGAAAACGUCAAUGUGUAUGGGAUAUCUUUUGCCACUUCAGCUACUGCAGAUGCUUAUUUGGCAUUGCCAUGUAAUGAAAUGGUAGUGUAUGAAUACGAAUAUUAUGGAAUCUCAUAUAUUUCCCCUGGUAGUGACUUUCCUAGUGUGAUUUUGAUGGUGGCUUGUGAAAAUGAAACUGUUGUCAAUUUUGAAUACUCAACAAUAACACUCAAUAGUAUGGAAACGUAUCAGGUUGAAAGUGGUACUGAUCUGACAGGAACAAGAAUAACAAGUUCCAAACCCUUAUCUGUAUUUAGUGGAUCUGAUUGUGCUAAUGUUCCCCGAGAUGUAGACUUUUGUGACCAACUGGUUGAACAAGUGCCUCCAACUGUGACAUGGGGCUCAAAAUUCUUCGUAGCUUCUCUCGAGGGUAGAUCUACUGGUGAACGUAUUCGUGUUCUUAGUGCCCGAGCAGCAAAUGUAGCUGUGAACUGCAACACUGUGGUAUCUGUCAGGGAAUUCCAGUUGCAGAGUGGAGGGAGCUUCAGAGAAUUUGAAAUCCCUGUUAACAGUUUCUGUAGCAUUGAAUCCACUUCUCCAGUACUUGUUGCUCAGUAUGCAUAUGGUAGUCAGAGUGAGAGUAAAAGAUGUGGUGUGGGAGACCCAUUUAUGAUGAUAAUUCCUCCAAUUGAACAGUUUACAAACAACUAUUUAAUAGAGACAUUCGCUCGUUUAGAAUACAGCUAUGUCACUAUGUAUGUUGCUUCUGAGUUUUUUCAACCUGAACACAUUUUAUUGGACAAUUCUGUUGUUUCUGGUUGGCAUAAUGUUAGCUGUUUAAGUGGAGAGGUUUGCGGUUACGUAAGUAGAGUGAAUGUGUCCACUGGAGGCCAUUCUAUUCGCCAUCAAAACAGUUUAGCCGUUCUAGGCGUUUCAGUAUACGGAUUCGACUUGUGCAAUUCUUAUGGUUACCCUGGAGGCAUGAGGUUGUCUCCCAUACAAUGCAGCUGUGGUCCAAAUUCUACUUGUCUGAAUAACAUGAGGAACUUCAACUGCAAACAGUGCGUAGGCACCACUUGUUGCCCACCUGGUCGUGAUUCUAUCUGGGGUAUUGAAUGGCCUGAAACUGAGAGAAAUGCAUCGAUACAAAGAGAUUGUCCUAGGGAAGACAUUAGUGGACAAGCCACUCGCUACUGUAACAGUGAAGGUGUGUGGGCUGACCCUGAUGUCGUACAAUGUAAAAACAUUGAGUUUGUUAGCAUUCUUGAGCAGGUAACCAGUAUUUCAAGCCACGAGCUAGUAGAGCAAGCAGCUAAUCUCACCAUGCAACUGGCCGCCAUAACUAAGCCAAACAUAGUCUCAUUACUACCCUCUUCCCUGAACACAACCAACCAAGUACUCAGUUUGGUGAUCAGGGCCCUAGAGGAACAGUCAGAAAAUUCUACCACUGAUGCUAUUGAGCCAAUAGUGGAUGUACUUAGCAAUAUGCUUGAGGUGACCAACUAUCAAGGAUGGAAUGACCUGCAGUCUAGUGAUGCAGGUAGUCAAGUUUUGCUGGACAAUGCUGAGAGACUGGGUGUUCUGUUGGCUAGGUCACAGAACGCUAAUAAUGCAACCAUUGAGCCAGUUAGAGUGUCCAGGCCUAACAUUGCCAUUUCUUCAAAUGUGAUUGAUACUUCUAAGGCCUUCACAGAAGACAUAACUUUUCCUAAAAAAGAAGAUUUGGUCAAUUUCACAAACACAUCCAUUUCGGUGUCUGCCGCUAUUCGAACAACCUCAGCAUUUUUGACAGAAAUACAGAGUGAACGAAACAACACAGCUAUCCCAACUGUUUUCAUCAUUUUCCAAAAUCUGGGCUCGUUUUUGCCUACCCCCACUGGUGGUUUCAGUAACACCACCCAGGGGGCAUCAAUUGUCAUCUCAUCUCAGGUAGGGGAGCGGGGGAAUGGUCGACCCUCCCAGACACUCCAACAAUCCCCUUUGUCUCUCAACUUCACUUUCAAUAAAGUUGAAAAUUCCGAAAGUUAUCGCUGCGUGUUCUGGAACUUCUCUGAGCCAGUUGGCAAUGGUGGCUGGAUCAGUGAUGGCGUAUCAACUGUUGGCAAUGCUACUGAGGGAUCCACAACUACUGUUCAGUGUUCUAGUACUCAUCUCACUAGCUUUGCUGUCUUAGUGGAUCUGGGAGAUGGGUUGAAGAAUAUUUCUGAAGUAGAGAGCAUAAUUCUUGAUGUUGUUUCUUAUGCUGGCUGCUCUAUCUCUGUGCUCUGUCUGAUAGUAACCGUCGUCUUCUUCCUUGCUCAAGGGAGACAACUUUUCAACAAAAUCCACUAUUUUGUUCAUCUUAACCUCUCCAUUUCUCUGCUGUUGGCUUACUUUGUGUUCAGUGUUGGAAUUGAAACUGCAGUUGGAAAUACGGUUGGCUGUGCUUUUGUGACUGCCCUCCUUCACUAUCUGUUCUUGGCAGUGUUCUGUUGGAUGUUGUGUGAGGGAGUCAUGCUCUAUCUGAUGUUGGUGGCCGUGUUCAGUGCAGUAACAAAGAAAUGGUGGUUUUUUCUUAUGCUUGGAUACUUGCUUCCCCUGCCCUUUGUGUUGACCACUGUGGCUGUUAGGUGGUACUACUAUGGUGUGACGGAGACAAAAAAGUCAGAAUUUUGCUGGUUGACAACUAAGGAUGGGACAAUCUUUGGAUUUGUUGCUCCAAUGCUGGCAGUUCUUGUGAUCAACGUGGUCUUCCUGGGAUUCAUUCUGAGGGUGCUGUGGAAUGACAAAACAAGAGCUGCUAGCAAACAGAGUGAUGAGAAGAGAAAUGUGACGAAACUUGCCAAGUCACUACUGAAGGGCGUAGUUGUUCUCCUGCCACUACUUGGCCUCACUUGGGCAUUUGGACUGCUCACUCUUGUCAGCAACACUUCAGCUUUUGCUUGGAUCUUCACCAUCCUCAACUCAUUCCAGGGAGUGACUAUUUUGUUUUUUGAUGUUAUAAGGAAUGAUAAGGUAAGGGGAGAAAUCAAGAUCGGCUACUGGUAUAGAAAGUUUUGCCGUACCUCUGCAGUUUCAAGCGAUACAACAUCUGGAAUGCCUACCCUCGUAAGGCAAAGCUCAAAAGACACCAGCACGCUCAAAUCCACUCUCCCAAGAGCAGGAACGCUGCUCCUAUCUGAACAUUCGGAGCAGUCACAGUACUCUCAGCUUCCAAUAAUUAUGGAGGCUACUGGGGAUUCAAUGGACACUAAGGUCAAUCUUGAGCACAUUGUUGAGCAGGAUAGUGAUGCGGCUAACGAGGACCUCAAGACAGCAACUCUCAUUGAUGGAGAUACUGGUGAAAACUGAAUUAUAGUUAGACUGGCUUCAAAAAGAAAGUAUAAGAUCUAGUUGUUAGAUUUAGUCGUGUGCUGCAUGUUUUGUAGUUAAGUUUUGUUAGCCUGACUGAUAAAAUUAUGGUAAGGUCAUUGCAUGGGCCAGGAGUUCUUACCUAUACCUGCAUGAAGAUUGACGGGUAGUAAUUUUGCUCUGUUUUUUAGGGUACUCUAUAAUUUUGGCGGAUUAUUCAUUAGCACAAUAAAAAGUAGAUAGAAAAGGACAAC
Halichondria panicea is the source of this 5270-nucleotide messenger RNA. Its product is annotated as adhesion G protein-coupled receptor L2-like. Lineage: Eukaryota; Metazoa; Porifera; Demospongiae; Suberitida; Halichondriidae. The record is from RefSeq and is a predicted model, not a curated record. Gene Ontology annotation, molecular function: G protein-coupled receptor activity. The transcript has 23 exons. The coding region runs from base 1366 to 5016 and encodes 1216 amino acids. Gene Ontology annotation, cellular component: plasma membrane. Gene Ontology annotation, biological process: cell surface receptor signaling pathway; adenylate cyclase-activating G protein-coupled receptor signaling pathway.